AUGUCCACCCAGCAAGGCCGGAGAGGCAUUCCCAUGACCGUACUGCCAGGACGGGGCCUACACCACGUUCGCCUGCUGGAGCUGCCCGCCGAACUUCUCGCGCUAAUCACCUCGGAGACUCCGCCGCUAUUACAGCUAAAGUCAACAGAAGAUGUCACAGGCGAUGCCAAAGACGCCAACGCCGUACUCUGCACCAAGGACAAGACAUGGAACAUACGUCAGGUCAGCACGUCCAACAGCGUCUACCUCACCCACCAGCUCGAGACCCCGGACAAGGAUGGCGUUGUCCCGCGGAUAGGCGUCCAAGCCUGGUCCAAAUGUGACUCUACGCUCGAGCUACUCCCCGAGGCCAAGCAGUCCGCAGCGCCCUAUAUCAAGAAAGUACUGCCGACUUACGCGUCGACCGGCAAUUACGGCUCGCAAAAGUCCAUUUCCAAGGCAGAACUAUUCUCUCACAUCCCAUUGAGCGAGGUUGAAUGCCAGGAUGGGUGGUCAGAAUUGGCGUGCUUCGAGUCGACGGACCCUGAGGGUUGCUUCACACCAAGCGCGGCUGUGAAGACUCAGAUAUGGCAGGCAGCCAUUACAGCAGCGACGGCAGAGGGUGCGAAUCUGACGGAUCCUUUCAUCGCUGACGACAUACCUGCGUUCGCGCUAGAUCUUCGGAGCGACUGGCCCUUGGAGAUUCUCGCGGCUGUGUUCGCAGCAGUGUCGACAUCAACACCAGGUGGUAACCUUGCAAUAGAUGAAGACCGAUGUGUACGCUUCAUUGGGCGGAGUCAGCUGGAGCAUGGGUCGGGAGGUAGGAUGACUGACGUUGCAGGCUUCAAGAAAGCAUGGAAGGAUGCUAUGCCAGAAGCCUGGCGGAGUAAGUGUGAACUGAACCUUCUUGCUGGCGCAUAUAGCCUGCACGACGAUGGCAGCGGCAUCAAGUACGUGGAUGGCUAUCAUUCAACCACGGCCGCCGCCAAUGGCGCUCCUCCAGCAGAAGCAAAGUCAGCCAUUGGAGCGAAGAGAAAGUGGCAUGAGAAAUUCCGUGCUCAGAAGAAGACCGCUUGA
Molecule: messenger RNA, 1056 nt
Organism: Fulvia fulva
Lineage: Eukaryota; Fungi; Ascomycota; Dothideomycetes; Mycosphaerellales; Mycosphaerellaceae
Exons: 2
Coding region: 1-1056 (351 amino acids)
Biological process (GO): maintenance of mitotic sister chromatid cohesion; mitotic sister chromatid cohesion
Cellular component (GO): chromatin; chromosome, centromeric region; Ctf18 RFC-like complex
Source: RefSeq, a predicted model, not a curated record